Molecule: messenger RNA, 1290 nt
Organism: Macroventuria anomochaeta
Lineage: Eukaryota; Fungi; Ascomycota; Dothideomycetes; Pleosporales; Didymellaceae
Product: arginine N-methyltransferase 2
Exons: 1
Coding region: 24-1277 (417 amino acids)
Biological process (GO): peptidyl-arginine methylation
Cellular component (GO): nucleus; cytoplasm
Molecular function (GO): protein arginine N5-methyltransferase activity
Source: RefSeq, a predicted model, not a curated record
UCCUAACAAAACACACCACAACCAUGCACGACCCCGCCUUUGACAUCGAGACAGACCUGUCCACCCAAAGCAUCCUCCUCGCAGCAGCAAACCACGACAUCCCCGCCCUCCGCAACCUCCUCCGCAACUCCUCCGCAAACGUCCAAGACUCCGAGACAGGCUUCACACCCCUCCACGCCGCAAUUGCCGCCUGCGAGCCUGACGAGGACGAGAAAACUGCCGCACAAGCAAACGGAAAGGAGGCAGAUGCCAAGGAAGCAGGGAAGGAGGAGAUAGAAGCUGCGACUAAGACGGUCAAACUCCUGUUUGAAAACGGUGCGAUAUGGAACGAUCUGGACGCGAAUGGCGAGACACCGGGAUGUAUUGCGCAGAGACUUGGAUUGACGGAGUUGUAUGAGCUUUGCGUUGAUGCUGGAGUGCGCGCUGAAUUGCUGCUGAGCCGGCUGGACGAGUAUCAACUGCUUGUUGGUGGGGACUCGGACGAAGAGGAUGACGAGGAUGAGGAAGAGGAGGGAGACGGGGAAGUCGAAGUAACAGCCGAGGAUGUCGAGAUUCUGGAUGUCAGUCAAGAAGCUGCGCAAGGCGAUGAGUCAACGGAAAACCCGAAUUACCUGGCUUCGAACCUGACGUUCGAUCGAGACCGGUUGACCGACGAUGCAGGUAACGGGGUCAUGAUGGAGUGGGAAACAACGCUUAUGCGGCGAUCCGCUGAGCUGCUUGCGCCUGCGCCAGGCCUGCGUGUGCUGAACGUAGGGCACGGGAUGGGUAUCAUCGAUGGCAUUCUGCAGGAGAAGCAACCAAAAGCGCACCACAUUAUUGAAGCGCACCCAGAUGUUCUCAAGCGCAUGAGAGAGCAAGGCUGGGACAAGAAGCCUGGUGUCGUCAUCCACGAGGGUCGCUGGCAAGAUGUUGUGCCCGGUCUUGUCGAGAAGGGCGAAUUGUUCGACGGCAUCUACUUCGACACAUUCGCCGAAGAGUAUAAAGCGCUGCGCGAAUUUUUCACAGAGUACGUGAUUGGCUUGCUAGAUCCUUCGGGCGGUCCAGAUGGCGAGGGCGGGAGGUUUGGCUUCUUCAAUGGCAUGGGCGCGGAUAGGCAGAUCGUCUACGAUGUGUAUGGCAAGAUCGUCGAAAUGGAUCUCUUCGAAGCAGGCUUCGAUACGGAGUGGGAGACAAUACAGGUACCUGACCUUGACGAGCAGGGCGAGUGGCAAGGAGUAAGGAGGAAAUACUGGGUAUUGGAGGAGUACCGGUUACCUACUUGCAGCUUCAUCGGCUGAGCAUUAAACGCCA